Molecule: messenger RNA, 3095 nt
Organism: Globicephala melas (long-finned pilot whale)
Lineage: Eukaryota; Metazoa; Chordata; Mammalia; Artiodactyla; Delphinidae
Gene: ZIC3
Product: Zic family member 3
Biological process (GO): positive regulation of transcription by RNA polymerase II
Cellular component (GO): nucleus
Molecular function (GO): RNA polymerase II cis-regulatory region sequence-specific DNA binding; DNA-binding transcription factor activity, RNA polymerase II-specific
Source: RefSeq, a predicted model, not a curated record
UUACUCUGGAGGCGAAGAGGCUGGGACUGGCGCGGCGAGCCGCGAGGACCGAGCCUGCCUCCUGCCCGCCGGCCGCGAGCUGGCUCUGCUUCUAAGCGCAGUCUAGCCGUGAGGCCCGUGCCGAGGGAGCCUCCUGGCCCCGCGGUUGUGCGCUCUCGGGGAGAGGAGGGGUGCCCCGGACAGGAUUGGCAAACUCCGCCCUCCACUUAUUAUUUUGCUUAUUUUUCUUUGUGCGCGCUUGUUAGUUUGUUAAACCAGAUCUAGUCCCAGAGUCUUUUCUCCUCCCUUCUCCCCCCUCCUCCCCCCUCCAGGUCCUUCUACUUCCCCUCCUCCCUCCUAUCCCUCUGCAGGAGACUCGCAGCGACGGAAAGUUGCAGCCCCUGGUACUGCCUUGGGGGUCUCCCGACAGUGUCCAACCGCCUCCACCCCUCUCCGACUGCGACACUUCGGAGAUCUCCUUCGCCCGCACCCUCGUUUCAGCCGGAUCGCUGGUGACCAGAACGCCCCACCCAUGACGAUGCUCCUGGACGGAGGCCCGCAGUUCCCCGGGCUGGGAGUGGGCAGCUUCGGCGCGCCGCGCCACCACGAGAUGCCCAACCGCGAGCCGGCGGGCAUUGGGCUGAAUCCCUUCGGGGACUCGCCCCACGCCGCCGCCGCCGCCGCUGCCUUCAAGCUGAGCCCCGCCGCGGCUCACGAUCUGUCUUCCGGCCAGAGCUCGGCGUUCACGCCGCAGGGUUCGGGUUACGCCAACGCCCUGGGCCAUCAUCACCACCACCAUCACCACCAUCACCACGCCGGCCAGGUGCCCAGCUACGGCGGUGCCGCCUCCGCCGCCUUCAACUCCACUCGCGACUUUCUGUUCCGCCAGCGCGGCUCUGGGCUCGGCGAGGCGGCCUCGGGUGGCGGGCAGCACGGGCUCUUCGCCGGCUCGGCGAGCAGCCUGCACGCUCCGGCUGGCAUUCCUGAGCCCCCUGGCUACCUGCUCUUCCCCGGGCUGCACGAGCAGGGCGCCGGGCACCCGUCGCCCACCGGGCACGUGGACAACAACCAGGUCCACCUGGGGCUGCGCGGAGAGCUGUUCGGCCGCGCCGACCCGUACCGCCCGGUGGCCAGCCCGCGCACGGACCCCUACACGGCCGGCGCGCAGUUCCCUAACUACAGCCCCAUGAACAUGAACAUGGGCGUGAACGUGGCGGCCCACCACGGGCCCGGCGCCUUCUUCCGUUACAUGCGGCAGCCCAUCAAGCAGGAGCUGUCGUGCAAGUGGAUCGACGAGGCUCAGCUGAGCCGGCCCAAGAAGAGCUGCGACCGGACCUUCAGCACCAUGCACGAGUUGGUGACACACGUCACCAUGGAGCAUGUGGGGGGACCGGAGCAGAACAACCACGUCUGCUACUGGGAGGAGUGCCCCCGCGAGGGCAAGUCCUUCAAGGCGAAGUACAAACUGGUCAAUCACAUUCGGGUGCACACGGGCGAGAAGCCCUUCCCUUGCCCCUUCCCAGGCUGCGGGAAGAUCUUUGCCCGCUCCGAGAACCUCAAGAUCCACAAGAGGACCCACACAGGUGAGAAACCUUUCAAAUGUGAAUUUGAAGGCUGUGACAGACGCUUUGCCAACAGCAGCGACCGCAAGAAGCACAUGCAUGUGCACACCUCGGACAAGCCCUAUAUCUGCAAAGUGUGCGACAAGUCCUACACGCACCCGAGCUCCCUGCGCAAGCACAUGAAGUAUAGAUUCUUUACAGUGUCAGUUUCCAUCUGGGAAGACCCUCCUUUCUUUAUCUCUAGCUCAGAUGGUUGUUUAACUGCGAGUUUAAAUGUGUUUGUCCUGGAUUUUCGGCAUGCAAAUCAAGUAUUACUGAUCAAUUCAGUUAGUGGCCAUGACAUCUCAAUCUUGUACUUCAAAGACUGAGAAGCUGGAUUUAAUCAUCCCUGCCCUACAUAUAUAAACAUAAGGUAACCUAAUGAGUUUUCUGUCCCUUAGUUUUUUUUUUAUUAUCUUGCAUAAAAAUGAACAUUGCGGCAAGAUGCAUGUCUGUCUAUUCUAUUGAGAGAUCACCCAUAUACCUAUAUAUGUUUGUAUCUAUGACGUAUCUAAUCUGCCUAUCAAAUCUAUCUAUCUAUAUAUUUUCAAAAGUAAGCAUAUGUCUGAAACAGUGGUGAUGAGUAAGGCCAGUCGAGCCGUGCUUACUUAUGAUUAAAGUGCUUCUUAAAAGAACCAUAGUCCAUUUACAAUUUUGGAAGGCAAAGGCUGGUUUGUUUUGCUGUAUAUAGUUCAAUUCGUAAUUAUCACAAUUAUUCAUAACAUUUUUAUAGCGGUGUAAUAACUGCAGCGGUUCUGAAAUAUUAUGGAAAGAAAAAACAUUUGCAAAAUAUGUAUUUUUAAAGUUCAUGGUUUGUAGGCAAAGAUGUUAAGAGCAUUGUUUCCAUUAAAAUCAAUAACAAUGAAAAAUGGUUGUUUGCUUUGUGAUAAAAUAUUAACAAUCCAUUUAAUCUUCAGCGAAGCAACUCAUUUGGACAAACAGUUCUCUUACAGUUAUAUGAAAAAGAAAGUGAUUGCUAUUUUGGGGGGGGGUGGAGUGGGUAGAGUACUGAGAGAGUUUUUUUUUGUUUUUUUACUAAUUUAGGGUGCUGUUUAAUAUUGAGAGCCCAAUCUCUUCAUGAAUAACCAACUUGCAAAUCAGCAAAUAGAAUGGUGGAGAUAAGGAAUUGUGAAGAAUUUAGAAAUGUAAUGAAUAGGCCAAGUACCUCCUUCUCUUGAAGGGGCAGUGCUCUAGGAUUUUUGGUGGCAGUCAGUUUGGUAUUAUACAUAAUCAUUUUGAAUUCUAGAAUUUUGUUUAUUGUUCUUUUUGAAGAAAUAAAGUCUUGGCACAUCUAUUUAUAACUUUUUGUAUUUGGUGCCUGAUUUUCUUCCAUGUUCAAAUAAAUCGACCUUAAAUUGAAAUGCUCAGAGAAGUUCUGAUGAUUAAACGAAACUUUGAUUCCCUGGACACAGUUGAAGCAGUGUAUUUUAAGUUAUCUACUGAUCUUUGUCAACAGUUAAUUAUUGACAGUUUCUAAUUGCAAAAUGCUUUGGAUGCGAUUUUUUGUUUGUGGAG